AUGGACAGAGACAGUAACACACCUCUCACAUUGGAGAACACAGAGUACACAGGUCCUCAGACGGAUGCAAUAGAUCAAAUACCGGACAUGGAUCAUCAUGAUGCUCAGAGAGAAGAAGCUACAGGAGGCAUCGGGCACCAGAUGUCGGCCUCGGAUCCGGACAACCCUCAGAAUUGGCCUCUCCAUCGAAAGCUCCACGCCAGUUUCGUGGCCUUUUCAUUUGCAUUUGCCGUAGCGUUCGGUCUUACGUCCUACUCGAUCGCCGUCGGCGACGUGAUGGCCGACUUCAACGUUUCAAUGACAGCUGCCAUCGUCCCAUUCUCCCUCUACCUUGUUGGCAUCUCCUUCGCACCUAUAUACACUCCACAUAUGACUGAGAGAUUUGGCCGGUCGCCAGUCUACUUCGUCAGUCUGCCUAUCUGCGCCUUGUUCUUGCUGGGUGUCAGUCGAGCUCAAAGCUUCGGCGCAUUGGCAGUAUUACGGUUCUUCGCUGGCUUGGGUGGCGGACCGUGCCUUGUUCUUAUCGAGGGUACCUUCGCCGAUGUCUGGUCAGCAACAACGACUGUAACAUACUACUCUGGCUUGACUUUGGCUUCUUAUCUCGGAGCUGCAUUCGGCUCAAUAAUCCUCGGCAGCAUCGUCCCCAGCACAUCCUGGCGUUGGACCGCGUACGUCUCUUUGAUGAUCUGCCUGGCAGCCUUCCUGAUCGGUAUCGGAUUCCCAGAGACCUACGGUCGUGAAAUUAUCCGCACCAGAGCUCGCCGCGCCGGAAGACCUCAUAAUCUCCCACCCGCCGAGUCUGGUACGACAAUCUCUCGCAUGGCCCAGUUGACCAUCGUCGAUCCUGUCAUUAUGCUCUUCACCGAACCGAUUGUUAUCAUGACCACACUCUACGUGUCCUUUGUCUUCGGUACCACGUUCCAAUGGUUCAUCGCAGUUCCUGCUGCUUUGAACCUCACGUAUGGCUUUGGAAUUCAAUCGUCAGGUCUGGCAUUCAUCUCGGCCGUCGUGGGUGCACUACUCGCCGCCGCUACGGCGACUUUGAUCGAGAAGUUCUUGAUCUUGUUGAGGCUGCGGCAAUGCCAGGGCCAGGAUAUGGUUCAGAUGGACAUCGAGUACCGACUGGUGCCUGCCAUGGUUGGGGGAGUGCUCAUGACCGGGGCGUUCUUUUGGGUCGGUUGGACCGCCGUGCCUACGACACAUUAUAUUGUCCCGAUCAUCGGCACCGGAGUAUACGUCUGGGGAAGCAUGAUGAUCCUGAUUUCGUACAUCUCUUACCUCUUUGACGCCUAUCCACCCGCCGGAACCCUUUCCGCCCUCACGAUCGCUGCAAGCAUGCGUCUCCUCGUCGCAGCGGCUAUCCCACUUGUCAUCAUUCAAAUGAUCACCAACCUCGGCGGCGACUGGGCUUACGGAGUCUUUGGUAUCAUCUCCGGAUGUUUGCUGUCUAUCAAUUGCAUCGUCUACAAGUUUGGUGCCAAACUGAGGAUGAAGAGCAAGUACAGUGCCCAGAGCAUUAUGAUGAUGACAUUGCGUACUCAUCAAGAACUCAAAGCUAUGCCUUAA
Rhinocladiella mackenziei CBS 650.93 is the source of this 1566-nucleotide messenger RNA. RefSeq lists its product as uncharacterized. The transcript is spliced from 4 exons. Gene Ontology annotation, biological process: spermidine transport; spermine transport; transmembrane transport. Lineage: Eukaryota; Fungi; Ascomycota; Eurotiomycetes; Chaetothyriales; Herpotrichiellaceae. The coding region runs from base 1 to 1566 and encodes 521 amino acids. Gene Ontology annotation, molecular function: spermidine transmembrane transporter activity; spermine transmembrane transporter activity. The record is from RefSeq and is a predicted model, not a curated record.